AUGGACUCUAAGGAACAGAUCGCAAACUCGCCAAAAGGAGGCGAAAGAUCGGCAGAUGAGAUUGGUGAUCAAAUUGCAAACAACGCAGUCAAUCAUGACCGGUUAAUUCUUACAGCAUCAGAUGUCAGAGAACCGCUCAAAACACCACGAUUCCAUUUUUUCGCUCGACUUGAUCACAAGAUCCGCCACAAGAUAUGGCUCCUAGCCCGCGAAUCUUCAUCUCGUAAUCUCGUAGUAAGACUUCAAAACUCGCUCGACGGAGUGGAAUAUCGGCAUCUGUUUCCGAACAGGGAGCCCUGGGAGAUAUAUACGUCUCAGAUUCCAACACUUCUCUCAGUUUGCAAAGAAGCGAGGGAUAUUCUUCUCCCCAAAUACUCAGCUCCUUUCGACAAUGAUAAUGUUCUGGUUUACAGUUUCAAAGGCUCGGUUCCAGGUGGAAACUUUCCCUUCUGUUGGGAAACAGAUUUGCUUCUAGUUGACCUGGAGGAAUAUUGGUCACCAGGAAACUUACACAGGGUUUUUGCCGAAAUCUUUGGUCAUUACUAUACAGACGCUGGUAAUUCCUUGCUUUCUUCUUCUUCGGUGGUAAAGCAAAGAUUGCGCCGGGUAGGUGGAAACUUCGUUAUGUGGAAUCGUGCAUUAGGAAGCCAAAAUCUGAGCCUGUCCAACGCGGCUUUUUUCGACGAUUUCGAGAAUUUGGAAGAAGUUGUCUUUGCGCCACUUUUCCAACGCCUACAGAUGAAUUUUCAUAAUCCUGCGCAGUAUGGUGGCUUCGAGCGCGAAUCUCUAAGAGGACCUUGGGGUCAGGAUUUCCAAAGGAGGUUUCGAAGAGGCAUGUUGAAAUGGCUCCCAGACCAGUUGGAAUUGCUGAAUCAAAAUCGAAGGAGCAAUUUGGGGAUGUAAGAUUCAAUAGACUACUACUUUUACGACAAAAUUCCUCUGUUCCUUCCACCCACUGUAUCUAAUGACCGCAAGUCACAAUCCUUCACGUUGUUUCCUGUGCUACCUGCAGAGCUUCGAGCGGAAAUCUGGAGACUCUCAUUUCCUCAAGAAAGAUACAUUGAUAUUCGGCCAACGACUGUACUAGAUGAUUACGGAUAUCCUACAAGCCUGACCGGCUCUUGGCACGCGGUUGCGAGCGAGUGUGUGCCAGUUUCGUUCUUUGUCAAUCAGGAGGCUCGAUUUGAGCUUCUAAGAUAUUACCAACCAAUCAAGAGCAAUGACAAUUACCCAACUAUCUUUGCGAAUUUGAAACUGGAUGUCCUUUGCAUUUAUCAUCCUUGUCGAGAUACUCUACCGAACUUUCUCACCACGGUUUCUGUUCGCACAAGAGAAGCUGUUACAAAUAUUCAAGGUCUUCGUAUGACCAAACCAGAUCGUGUUUACAACAUCGAUCGACUUCGCUCAUAGUCUGCCAAAUCUUCGUAUAAUUCGAAUCGAUCAUGAUCAAAAUAGCAGUCUGCCGAGCCUUGCUUUCGACCGAAAUCAACCGAGGACCAUAGGCUGGGAGGAAGAGGUUAGUCGGGAGUUGCUGGAGGAUGAGGAGAAGCAGCUUGAAGAGUGGGGGUUUGAUCCUUCUGGCAAGCAUCCCUUAAUUCGGUUUGGACGACAUCUUGAGAGUGAUAGCAGGUCUAUCAAUUAA
Messenger RNA from Hymenoscyphus albidus, 1642 nucleotides. Lineage: Eukaryota; Fungi; Ascomycota; Leotiomycetes; Helotiales; Helotiaceae. The record is from the annotation of a GenBank genome assembly.